Molecule: messenger RNA, 729 nt
Organism: Neospora caninum
Lineage: Eukaryota; Apicomplexa; Conoidasida; Eucoccidiorida; Sarcocystidae
Exons: 6
Coding region: 1-729 (242 amino acids)
Source: RefSeq, a predicted model, not a curated record
AUGCCACCCGUCCAAGUCAGGGGGUUGGUGGAGCACGUGCUCCGCCUUCCAUUGCAGUACCCAGGACCACACCAGGAGUCGCAAGGACGAGUUACUGAGGAACUUGCACCAACAGAUCCAACUCGCCAACUUCUGCUGAUCUGGGACGCCAUGUGUGACUUCCUGUCAGAGAAGCUGCAACAGGGAAAGGGUGUCACAAUAAAAGACUUCGGUUCUUUCCUUUUUGAGAGAAGAAUCGAAGUUACACCGCCAAAGAUACCUGAGCUGGGGCACGCGGCAGGAGAGAAGGAAGUGGUUAUUCCGCGUUUCGUUGUAGCAGACACGCUUAUGAAAGAACUGACCAGGCAACACCCGAAAGAAGACAUUCGCAGGCAGCACAUCUCAGGGUCGAUCUACCAGACGAAGAGAAUGACUGCCUUGAACCCCGUCCCCAUAGCCGCGGGCUGUUAUAUGCGGCGCGACCUCGUGGCCUCCGCAGUCACUUCGAUGUUCCGCGCUAUAAUUGAUCUUGUCAGAACCAACUACGAUUUGGAGCUGAACAUGAAGUUUGCUACCAUCCGCAUUAAAGACAGAACCCUGACGUGCAAUUUCUGCAAAGGCCUUCAGUUGGCUGCCCAGGUCAGUGCCUGUUUGUGCGGCCCAUAUGCCCCAUCUUUUGUGAACGUACGCUCAGGCUCGUGGUUCCAAAGAUGCCAAGCAGCGAGAGAUGCACCGCCUUUCGCAACUUGA